UUGUCAAUCAUUAGGGAUAUUAAGGAAAGGGCUGACGGUUGCCAAGAUGAAGCACUACGAGGUGGAGAUCCUGGACGCUAAGACCAAGGACAAGCUCUGCUUCCUGGACAAGGUCGAGCCAAAUGCCACCAUUGGAGAGAUCAAGUCGAUGUUCCACAAGAGCCAUCCUCAGUUCUACCCAACCAGACAAUCCAUCCGCCUCGACGCCAAGGGGAAGUCUCUGAAGGAUGAGGAUGUUCUGCAGCAUCUUCCUGUGGGAACGACGGCCACCUUCUACUUCAGAGACCUGGGAGCCCAGAUCAGCUGGGUCACGGUCUUUCUGACGGAGUAUACCGGUCCUCUGGUCAUCUAUCUCAUGUUCUACUUCAGAGUUCCCUUCAUCUACGCACCCAAAUACGACUUCACCACCAGUAAACACUGGGUCGUCCACCUCGCCUGUAUGUGUCACUCUUUCCACUACGUCAAGAGGCUGCUGGAGACGCUGUUUGUCCAUCGCUUCUCUCACGGGACAAUGCCGUUACGCAACAUCUUUAAGAACUGUACCUACUACUGGGGCUUCGCAGCAUGGAUGGCCUAUUACAUCAACCACCCGCUGUACACACCGCCCAUUUACGGGGAGCAACAAAUCCGACUGGCCCUCAUCCUCUUCUUGUUCUGUCAAAUAGGAAACUUUUCCAUCCACAUUGCUCUCCGGAACCUCCGCCCGCCAGGUUCUAAGACCAGGAAGAUCCCCUAUCCCACCAAGAACCCCUUCACCUGGAUCUUCCUGCUGGUCUCUUGCCCCAACUACACCUACGAGCUGGGCUCCUGGCUUGGCUUCACCCUGAUGACCCAGUGCCUGCCGGUGGCCUUCUUCACCGUGGUGGGUUUCGUCCAGAUGACGGUGUGGGCCAAGGGGAAGCACCGCAGCUACCUGAAGGAGUUCCGCGACUACCCUCCUCUGCGCUCGCCCAUCCUGCCCUUCGUCCUUUAGAGGAAGACUCAACCACUCCCUCACCCAUUCAGAGCUCCCUCUUUUGAGGAGUCAAGUACCCCUCCCUCCCCUCGUCUCCUUUUACAGCCCCCAAAUCUCCACUGGAACUUAGUGAACGGACAGAAGGAGCCUGUCUCGUUUCCCUCUUUUGUCUCUGUCCCCUCCUGUCUGUGAACCCAUGUGAUGCUGAGCAGAAAUGUAAAAGAAAUCUCAACUUGCUUUUUUUAACGCCCACCAACAAACCCAUUCUGAUUGGUUAAUUGAUUUGUGUUCUCAGAGCAGUCUUAGCCGCCAAGUCUCCCUGUGUGUGCUGUAUUAUUUACUGUACAUAAAAACUGUAACAUAUGAAACAACAACUCUGGUGUCAUCAAACGCUGUUGUCUUUGUGCUGAAUGGAGAUAUUCAGCACAUCUGGACCUGUUCAGGUUUGAUAUCCAGUGAUCUAAAUUUGAAACCAUGACAGCAUUUAAUUUUUGUUGAUGUCUGCAGUAAUUUAUUAAAAAAAAAGUUAACCAGUG
This is a messenger RNA of Labrus bergylta (ballan wrasse), 1491 nucleotides long. It is a transcript of the gene tecrb, whose product is annotated as trans-2,3-enoyl-CoA reductase b. Lineage: Eukaryota; Metazoa; Chordata; Actinopteri; Labriformes; Labridae. Gene Ontology annotation, biological process: very long-chain fatty acid biosynthetic process. The record is from RefSeq and is a predicted model, not a curated record. Gene Ontology annotation, molecular function: oxidoreductase activity, acting on the CH-CH group of donors.